Messenger RNA from Acanthosepion pharaonis, 675 nucleotides. The record is from the annotation of a GenBank genome assembly. Lineage: Eukaryota; Metazoa; Mollusca; Cephalopoda; Sepiida; Sepiidae.
AUGCCGUUACCACCAGCUUUAUUAGCUAGACUUUCGAAACGAGGAAUUAUUAAAACCCCUGAAGCCAAGAAAACAGAGGAUGUUGAGGAAGUAUUUGCUGAGGACUAUGAUGAACCCACUGAACCUUUUACUGAUCUAGAUGCCCCUGAAACAGAUGCCCCAGCUGCAGAAGAUGAACCAGAUUUCAACAUGAUACGACUUAAUCGCUAUUAUUAUUGGAAUAUGCUUACUGAUCAGGUGUCUUGGUUAGCACCUUUGCAUCCCAAAGCCCAGAUAACGAUGUCCAUUUCAAAGGUAUCAGAAUCUCUUAAGGUUCCUUCGAAGACAGGAAAUGAUUCUGAUGGAAUGGAAAAUGACAGUGACAUGGAUGAUGAUGAUGACGACGAUGUUAGCGGUUCUGACUUGGAUGAAGAUUCUGAAGAGGAAGAGGAUGGCAGAAAACGAAGGGACUGGAAUUCCAAAAGGGAAACAAAAAGAGCUCAAGAAGAGCUCGAUCCUAUGGACCCUGCAGCUUAUUCAAAUGCACCGAGGGGCACUUGGUCGACAGGCCUAGAUAAAAGAGGAGAAGCAAAAACAGGGGCUGACGUCACUGCUACUGGGCCUUUGUACCAACAGCGUCCUUACCCAGCUCCAGGGGAUGUUCUUCGUAUGAACCGGCAACUUGAAGACAAUUAG